Truncatella angustata is the source of this 3057-nucleotide messenger RNA. RefSeq lists its product as uncharacterized. The coding region runs from base 283 to 3012 and encodes 909 amino acids. Gene Ontology annotation, cellular component: chromatin. Lineage: Eukaryota; Fungi; Ascomycota; Sordariomycetes; Amphisphaeriales; Sporocadaceae. Gene Ontology annotation, biological process: regulation of transcription by RNA polymerase II; DNA-templated transcription. The record is from RefSeq and is a predicted model, not a curated record. The transcript is spliced from 5 exons. Gene Ontology annotation, molecular function: DNA-binding transcription factor activity, RNA polymerase II-specific; zinc ion binding; RNA polymerase II cis-regulatory region sequence-specific DNA binding.
GCCAUCACGCAAUCAUAAGAAAAGGCAGUGUGCCAGGAGACACGGCAGCACGCCAACAAGCUCAGAUGCCGAAGUGUGCAAUACCAAACCUACUGACAUAGUGAAUAUCCACAAAUCGUCACACUGCAAGUCACUACUUCUUCCGGUCGACUCACGGUUACUUGGCCCCAUUGUCACUCAAUCCCCCACUUUUCGCCCUGCGUGACCUCCUCGUCUACAAUACAUCCAUAGUCCAUACGGGGAUUAUCCAUAUUUCAGAAACUUUCACUUAUCACCUCGACCAUGCAGUCAAUUCAGUCCAUAGAGGGCGCGGGUAUGCCAGGUGUGGACGAGAACGUGGAGGGCAAGCAGCAGAAGCCUAAGACGCUACCAUGCAAGUACUGCAGUAAGCGGUUCAGGCGCGUUGAGCAUGUCCAACGGCAUGAACGGACCCAUACUAAAGAAAAGCCAUUUGCUUGCGGCUGGGCACGUUGCGGAAAGACGUUUGGGCGCAGAGAUCUUCUUGUCCGACACGAGAAACUCGUUCAUCUCAAUGAAGGUUCGAAUAAGGACAACAGUCGGCCGCGGAAGCCGUCGACCGCUGGGCCCAUCCAGCAGAUCUCGCCCGAAAGUCAUCAUGGCGAUACCGAGAUGUUAGGCAUGCCUCGUGCACAACAACACCAGCAACAGCAACAGCAACAACAACAACAACAACAACAACACUAUAAUGCAGAACCUAUCAACCCCAUUCCAGCGCAUACACUGGCACCAGACCCACGCAUCAUGCCCGCCAGAGCUGCAGCUUGCAACCUUGAUUUGUUAUCUGAUGCUGCCACGCAGAUCGCAUCGGCAAACGAAGUGAAUUCGAUCCAGCCCAUGAUGGCUGAUCUUGGUCAACAACCCGGAGGGCUGGCUCGCAUGAAGCCAUACGAAGAUGGUAUGACAUAUGACAGAAGUAGGGAACAAGAAGCGAAUGCCAUGACAAUGGGAUUUCCCGGUCAAGCAUUACCACCGGUAUUUGACGACUAUAAUCUCUUCCUAGACGACUUUGCUUCAACUUCACAUUUCCUGCCGCAAGCAUUUGAAGUCGACCAAAGUCUUGGGAUCUGGCCAAGUAUGCAGAGGGGCGGUCUUUCCAAACCUGCGUCUCAGUUCCCGUCUCGCUUCCCGUCUGUACAGCCUGAUCACAGAGAUCCGUCCGAUGGUGGUGGCAGGGCACACGAUGACUCCAACAGGACGCUCCCCCUACGAGUGUCCGCUAUGGAUCACACCGUGAUCAAAAACCGGUUGGAUGAAUUCUCGUCGGUUUUACCAAACGAUUUCGUAUUUCCUUCUCGCCACACUCUUACGAGAUUUCUCGAGGGCUAUGUAGGCGGAUUUCAUGAACACCUCCCUAUACUCCACCUUCCUACCCUUACGCCUGCAGAACUUUCCCCUGAACUAUUAUUGGCGAUUCUAGCAGUCGGUGCCCAACACAGAUUCGAGAGCCACCGAAGCAAUGCCUUGUGGUAUGCCGCGAAAGCUGUAGCAUUGGAGCAGAUACGACGUCGUAAUAGCCAUGAAGUCCACGGACUACUGCCAACCGCCGCAGCGUAUAGUCCUCACUCAACUCGACCAUCACCAAGCCACGGAUUCCGCCAUUCUUUCAGCUCAAUGCAACAAGACAGGCCAAUGACCCAGGAAACACACCGGGAGCCAUAUUCACCAAACACACCCCAAGCUCGUCUAGAAACAAUACAAGCGUUGCUACUACUCUUCACAGUUGGCUUGUGGGGUGCCAAAGCUAUAUUACAUGAGGCACUAUCAUUACAGAGUCUUCUGGCCAUGCUUGUACGCGAAGAGGGUCUCCUAUCCGAAUCAACUCAAACUGCCGACUGGGAAGCAUGGAUACGUAUCGAAGGGAUGAACCGCACAAAACUCAUCACGUACUGCCUUUUCAAUCUCUGCAGUAUAGCUUACAACAUGCCGCCACUACUACUUACAUCAGAGCUCAAUGUAUGCCUGCCUCAUUCUUCGAAGCUAUGGCGGGCUGAGACCGCCUGGCAAUGGCAAGAAGCUCGUCAUACCUACCCUAGCAUGGACAUAUCCUUCCAAGACGCUUUCUCAAGGCUCUUCAGCCGACCACCACAGGGACCUCCUGCUUACAUGUCGUCUCUUGGAAACUAUGGUCUAAUCCAUGCUAUUUUGCAGCAUGUGUUCUUCCUCAAGCAGACAUGCUUCACGUCAGCGCCUUAUGAGGUCCCGAGAGGCUUAAGACCUGACGAUGUCGAAGAUGUUCUGCAGGCCUUGAGGAUCUGGCAAAUGAGCUUCGAGCAACAUCAAGCCCGUGUAUCUGAAAACGGUCAGCAACUUGCGAGCGACUCUUUUCCUGGCGGGCCUGUUGCAUAUGACUCCACCGCAUUAUUACGAUUAGCUUCUAUACGUUUGUUCACCGACUUGAGUCCUAGUAGAACUCUGGAAACAAGGAACGCAAGCCAGAUCGCGGUUGCCUUUGGGGACGCACCAUACUUGAUUAGAAGCGCACGACUGAAUAAGGCAAUAUUGCAGGCCAUUCAUGCGCUGUCGAUGCUCGUAAAAUUAGGUGUUAACUACGUGGCGAGAAGGAAGUCCGCUGAAUGGAGCAUGCAGCAUUCGUUGUGUAAUCUAGAAUGUGCCAUCUUGCUCUCCAAGUGGUUGAUGACGCUUGCUUCUAUUGGCCCAAGCGACCCUCCUGCAUCUCCGGAUGAACGAAACCUUCUCGAAAUGCUGCGAAGAAUGCUUGAUGAAACUGAAUUCGCCGUGCCAAUCGACCCAUCUCUCUCAGGUGGCCAAGGACAUCCGUCAAUCAUGGACAUAACCAUUCACGACAGCACAAGACUUCGUCAACUUGCGGCUGCUGUCAUCAGAGUAUGGGCAGAGACUUUUAAAGGCAAUCACAUAUUUGAAAUUGUCACAGUUAUUGGAACUGGGCUUGAAGGUUAUGCAGAUUUGAUUGAAAAGCCGCGAGACAGGACGCCUCUAGGAAGACUGGCACCAAACGCUUCCCUGGCUUGAUAUACAGCCGGCUCACCUCGCCGGGAAUUUUGUUCUAGUGAAGUU